AUGUCGUUGUACAUCGCUUUGAUGCUCGCAUUCUUGCCCGUCUUCCUGGCGAUCCAGUGUGGCGGCAAGAAGAAGGAGUGAGUAACUUUUUCAUUGCUUGGAUCCCAAUUGUUCGAACUUUGAAGCAAGAGCAAAGGCUCGGCCUCGAAGAUGGGAACUCCGUCCAAGAUUGCUCCACCUCCGGCGGCUCCUGCUCCGCCCGCCGGAGCUGCUCCUCCUGGUUCUGGCGCCGAGGAGAAGAAGGAAGAAGAGAAGAAGGAUGGAGACAAGAAGGAGGGAGAAACCGAUAAGAAGGUAUAUAUUACUUUUGAACUUAUUUCUAUGUAUCAGUGGUAAGCUUUAACGUAAUAUGAUUUUUGAAAGGGUUUUUCGUCUUUCUGAGAUUAGUUUAACGCAACUUCAGAUGGCCAAGAAUCUUUUUCUACAGAACAAAAUUCGAAAAAUCCUAACUUUCAUAUAAUUUCUUCACCUAUUUAAAGAAUUGAAGUUCUGGCCUUUCUGUUAACUACCACUUUUCAAACUUGAAGCCCGUUUAACUACUCAAUUCAGGACAGCGAGGCCGACAAGAAGGACGAAAAGAAGGAGAAAUCCAAGAAGUCUAAGAAGAGCCAGAAGAGCAAGUCCAAGAAGUCGUCCAAGUCCAAGAAGGACAAGGACGAGAAGAAGGACGACGAAAAGAAGGAUGGCGACCAGAAGGAUGACAAGAAGGACGAGAAAGACGGCGAUAAGAAGGACGGCGACAAGAAGGACGAGAAGGACGGUGAUAAGAAGGACGGCGACAAGAAGGAUGAUGAGAAGAAGGAUGGAGAUAAGAAGGAUGGAGACAAGAAAGAUGACGACAAGAAGGACGAAAAGAAAGACGACAAGAAGGAUGAUGAAAAGAAAGAUGAUGUGAGUUAUUCUAAAGCACACUUCUGAGGUAUUGUGAAACAGGAAAUUGAAAUUUAGGAGAAGAAAGACGACAAAAAGGACGAAGAGAAGAAGUAG
Messenger RNA from Caenorhabditis auriculariae, 987 nucleotides. The record is from the annotation of a GenBank genome assembly. NCBI's taxonomy places the organism in Eukaryota, Metazoa, Nematoda, Chromadorea, Rhabditida, Rhabditidae.